AUGCCAUCUUCCAAUUUCGCCUCCUUUCCCCUCGUAGCCCGCCACUGCGCCCAGCCCACAAACUGCGGUGCCGUCGUCCAGGGGACAAUGUGCGACUUCUGCUGCGCAUCCAACGUGAAGCCGGACAGUAUCCACUGCAAGUCUCGCAACGUCGCCUGUCAGUCGGGUGGUCAGCCAGGUGGUCAGACGUUCAACUGCGACCAUGCCUAG
This is a messenger RNA of Colletotrichum higginsianum IMI 349063, 210 nucleotides long. Its product is annotated as EC7 protein. The record is from RefSeq and is a predicted model, not a curated record. The coding region runs from base 1 to 210 and encodes 69 amino acids. The transcript has a single exon. Lineage: Eukaryota; Fungi; Ascomycota; Sordariomycetes; Glomerellales; Glomerellaceae.